CUUACGCCGCUCGUACUGCCGGCAGUGGGAGUCUGCGCCAUACUAGUAGUCUGUUUUGUUUCUUCGGGCCAUGCUGGAGACCGUGUAACGGCUGUGGUAUGACAUCUUCUUCUCUUUGCCUUCGUGCUAGCGGGUAUGGUAUACAUGCAUGCAAGAACUAGUAGUGCAUCUUCUGAUUGAAUGUUUGCGCUGGUGAGAGUUGAGCAGGUUCAAUUGCCCCGGGCGUGUGCUCAGGCUCGCAGGGCGACCGUUUGGCCCGUCUCGCCAUGUUUGUGAAACUUGGAUACGAGAAGGCCGAAGAGUAGUUUCUCUAACCCGGAUGCAUAUCGAACGGGCCUAGCCAGCAGGCUCAGGAGAGAAUCCUUCUACGCAGUGAACAUAACAGAAUGUUGGGAGAUGAUGGCGACGACCAAGCUACAUACUGUUACGCCUGUACAGUACCUUUUCCACAGAACAGACCAACACCUCAACAUAGCGGCGGACAAAUCCUCACUUUUACCAACAAGCACAGAAUUGGUCCGCAACAGGAGUGGCGAGCAUGGGUGUUUGAAGCUUCGUGGCCUGACAAGCAGGAGCAAAGAGCCCGAUUUGCUUGUAUUCAUCCCUUAGUUCUGCACAGACUCGCUGCAGUUUGCAGUUGCACCUGCAGGAGGACUUGAAACUGAAGUCGACAAUGCUGCGUCACCUCGAAUAUUUUCUAGCCCAUCUGCCAUAUUCGAGAGACAACAUCUUACUCCUUGGAGGUACAUCGCGAGUGCAGCGAGGCGAGAUCAGAUCAUCGAUCCAGGCCUUCGAUGCCGUCCGGGUCACCGCAGCCGUAAACGAGGAUGACAGCGGCCUUUCAGGGCUGGAGAAUACUCAAGGACGGCCACCCUAGCCCAUGGUCAAUCGUUUUAUUUCAAGGGGCCCCGGUGUCCAGGGACUACAGCGAAGGCUGUCGUCGCUUCAACACUUAAGCAGGCAGGGAUGCAAGGUUGAGAGAGAGUUUCUCAGCUGCUAACUGGUCAAGAGCAAGCAUCAGCAGUCAUGUAGUCAACAGGGAGCAAAAAUGAAGGUGGGUAUGGUGGUGGAUGGUGAAUGAGAUGGGGCCCCUCUAUUGCACACAAGGAGGACAAUCGAUGUAGGUACAGAGCAGGAUGCAUAAAAAAAAGCAUGGCUCACGCUGCCAGUGCGCAGGCGGAGCAGCGACACUACUUGGCAGCCUUCGCUUGUUGCCAGUGGAUGCCUGCAACUUGAACUGCACGGCCCAUGAUGGACAGUUUGAUGUGAGAGAUGGACAGACGUUGGGAAAUGCCGCCCAACUGUAGUCGGUCGGUUCGGCUGGUUCAGGGCUGGUUUAGGCGGCGCGAAUCGCUCUGUUGUUAGGGGCACCUUGUAGUCUGUAGAGGGGCAUUAGGCGGCGCUGGCUGGGUCUCUCACGCACCUCUUUACCCACCCUGCUCAUCAAGUCCCUACUCGGCUCAUUUUCGCCGCUGGGCUUCAGGUGGUGCUGGGGCAUCCUUUACACUCCCUUGGCGUCCUGAGGCACCACUUGCCACUAGUCUUCCGGCUUCCCCUCCGUCAUCUAUCGAUCUGAUCACUGAGAGGCUUCCGUUUCCUGCGCUCCCUCCCAGUGUUGUCUGUCGUCUUUCCCAUUUCAAAGUCCCAGAUUACAUGUCUUGCGUCCGCACGACUCAACACUGUUUCCGGUUCCUUUUUGUUUAAUGUGUAUUUGCUCUCUAUUUCUUUUCUUCUAAAGACAUCUAAGACGCUUCCACCUAACAUUGUCCACCAUUUGGUUUGUCACAGUUGUGGUACGAAAGCUGUCGAUUUCUGAUCCCAAACCUCUUUUCACCAAUCUCAAGUGUCGCGCGACUUUGAGAUUUCCGGCGGUGGUUAUAUUGUCCUUUCUCACGUCCUCAAAUCUGCUUAUUGUUCCUGGCUCUCGCGGAGUCCCUUGUCCUUUCCCCAUCUCUUCAGUUUCGCGAAAAUACUAGCCGUGUCACUACAGGCUAGGAGGGUGCGGUGGUUUAAUAUUGUGGGGAUAGUCAGAUGGCACACCUGAACCACUAUCGAAGACGCGGCUACUGAAUGGAGGCAACAACCAAGCAUAAUAGUGUCGUUGACUAGAGGAGUCUAUGCCCAUUGCUGGUGCUUGAGGAUAGGGUUGUCGGGAUCGGGCUUCAAGCGAUGUCGGACAACAUAAGUCCUAGUAUAACAUGGGCACCAGAUUUGCGGCAAGCAAGGCACAACUUGGAGUCUGCCAGGAACAUAGGUGGUUUAAGUCGGUUCCAGUCGCGCGACAAUGAAGCUAGCCUACAAGAGCAGGAGAUGAGCAAUGGCCCUCAGAGUUCUGGCGGGGAUUCCAGUGGCACUCAGCGCAACACGCCAACUGCCUUGUCUGCUCAUGAUCCUGCAGAUGUUGUUGAAGAGAAUGCUUUGGAUCCCCCGGAGGCCAACAUUCGGCAGGGCGGCUUGUCAGCCAGACAACAGCAAUCGCUCCCAUCCUCUACGCAGACAUCCUCUCAAUCAUUAAAAUCCUUGGCCGAACGCGAGGCCGAGCCAGGAACUACCUCUGCGAUGGCUAUGGUUCAUCGCGCGCUCUCCACGAAGUCAACACAUAGUUUUGCUCGACGGCGGCGUACUUCCCACUCAAAGUCCCUUUCUCACUCUCUCUCAACCUCGAAACGAUCCGUCAACAACGAUUAUCCAACCUACCCUGACCAGUCCUUUGCAGCCUUACAGGGCCAGUUUGCUGCCCCUAGACCUGCUCCUCCUCUCCGAACACGAAGCUCACAUCCUGCUCAAAAUCUCCUCUACAACGAAAUGUCGACCUGGGCGAGGCCGGUUAGAGACCGGCAAUCUGGCUGCCCCGGCACGAAAACUGCAGACAAUACACCCAUUUCCAGUCCUGGCUUGUUCAACCCUGAAGCCCGAGUACCUUCGUCAUCCUCUCUUACCGAGCUCGGCCCUCAACUCCAUCAUCUUCAGGCACCGAAAGAAACACAUACUGCCGAAAUCGAGCAUGAUACAUUUUCGGGGAACAAAUUCAUCAACAACUAUGAGAUUGUCCAAGAAUUAGGCCGCGGCGAGCAUGGCAAAGUGAAGCUUGGACGAGAUAUUGAAAAAGGAACUCUGGUCGCCGUCAAAAUCGUCCCGAGAUACUCUGUGAAGAGACGUCUCGGUCGGCUGGGCACGCCCGAGGAUCGAACCAAGCGAGAAGUGGCUAUCCUGAAGAAAGCAAGACAUCCCAACGUCGUCAGUCUCUUGGAGGUGAUCGACGACCCUAGCAAGAACAAGGUGUACUUGAUCCUUGAAUAUGUGGAGCGCGGUGAAAUCAAAUGGCGCAAGCGAGGUGUCCGUGAGAUUUUAGCGGUCAACAACAAUAGGUUUACGCAGGAACGUUUGGGCAUCGAAGUGCCCCUCGAACCAUCAGAACGGGACCUGUUCCAUGUCAGUCAAGCCAGACGGCGGCACGAGCAAGCAGAAAGGGCGCGAAUUGCUGCCUCGAACCGUAUCCCCAACUGGAGUCUUGAACAUGGAGGAGAGGAGUGGGAUGAUGAGGAGGCCUUCUCGGACAUCUCUCGAUCCGGAUCUCGACAUUUCUAUGAGUCAAACAACCCUAGCCGGACCCAUUCUCAUGAAGACUAUGCUGAGAUGGCCUUGGCUGGAAGUAUGUAUGGUGCCUAUGCUCCGGAUGCAUACCAGCCCAAUCGGAAAUUCAGUAUCGCAGCAAGCGCUGUCUCGCACAUGUCGUCGGAGUGGAACUUUGACGAGCACGAUGACGAGCAUUCCUACGUCCCUGCCAUGACACUCGAAGAAGCUCGACGGGCAUUCCGAGAUACGCUCUCGGGCCUUCAGUUCUUGCAUUUCAUCGGUAUCAUCCACCGUGACAUCAAACCAGCCAACCUACUUGUGUCCAAAGAUGGCACAGUAAAAAUCUCGGACUUUGGUGUCUCCUACCUUGGACGUCCAACGACCGACGAGGAUCCCGAGAACAAGCUCACGGAAAACGAUGUGUCGGCGUUGGACGAUGAGAAAGAGCUUGCACGGUCUGUUGGAACGCCGGCAUUCUGGGCGCCUGAAUUAUGCUACGAGGACCCAUCCAUGUUCGAGGAGAAGAAUGGUCCGAAAAUCACCGGUGCCCUCGAUCUGUGGGCCUUGGGCAUCACUCUGUAUUGCAUGGUGUAUGCUCGCCUACCAUUCUAUGCGACAGAAGAAAUGGGACUUCAUGAGGCGGUCUGCAAGGCGGACGUUUUCUUGCCGAAAACUCGACUCGUCCCUGUGGACACGUCGCGGGACAAACCUUCUUACCACGUUCCAGCUUCGAUCAAUAGCAACAAGCGGCUUGAUUACGAACUCAAGUUUGAGCCAGUACCGGAAGCCCUCCGCGACCUGAUCCGAAAACUCCUGAUCAAAGAUCCUGUCAAGCGCAUGACCAUCGAGCAAGCGAAAGAACAUCCGUGGGUGGUUGAAGGCAUCCGCGACCCCUCACAGUGGAUCAAAGGUCCUCCCGAGCUGGAGAAGGAAAGCAAGAAAAAGAUUCUGGAAGUUGAUGAAAAAGAACUGUCCCAUGCUGUUGGCAAGAGGAACAUCAUCGAACGAGCCUUGAACACGGCAGGAAGACUUGCAGGAAGUCUGCUGGGCAGAAGCAACACACGCAAACGUGCUCCAAGCGCUGCAACAUCUGCAGCCAGCCAUUCCAGUGAUUCGGUCGCGUCGGUGGCACCGUCGAUAGCGAGUACGGCGGGAAAGAAUGAGCGCGAGAAGAAGCGAGAAGCUCGACAGAGCAGCCUUCGUGGCGAUGAAUUUCUCACUGCGCUGAAGACGUCCCGAGAGAAUACUGAGCAUCCUCUGGCACAAAGCCAAACCGCGAGUCCUGACACAUCUCCGCAUGAAACCUAUUUUGCAAACCCCCUUUCGGCACCCAAAGCUGCAUCAACGAGCUGUAGCCCGAUGGUGGAGCGCGAAGGCCGGCCCCGGGCGCCUGCCAGAGCGAUUUCGACUCUCUCGACUACCGAGUCAGUCAAGACAAUUCGAGCCUCGCAGGUGCAAAGGCCACCUCUACAAGUCUCAGAAUCAUCGCCGUCGAUCGCCCGACCCAUUUCCCAAGAAAGAGGUCUCAAAGCGAGAGUGGAUGGCCUAUGGGAGGGUACUGCGAAAACGUUGGCUAGACUGGGCAGCCGAGACCGUCGAUCUCGCGCAUAUGAACAGUCCCCAACCUCCAGUCGUCAGUCGUCCGACGGUGAUGCUCACACCAAACCUAGUAUUGCCGUGAGCACUGCUUCGGCUGCAGGCGCCAUUGAGCUACCAGAAGCCUUGAAAACACCCGCUUCAUCGGUUGAUGACAACACAGCACCCCCACUUCCUCAGGUGCAGACCGCUUCGUAUCCACGAGUGCCUUUCCAAGCACCCACUUCAUCCGACGAAGCUUUCGAGCAAGCACGGGAUCUCAAUCAACGUCGACUUAUUCGGGAAGCGCAUCUGCAAGCUGAGGCGCAAGCGGAGGCUGCCUCGAGACCUCAAAGUCGGGCCGCAGCCAACGCAUGCCCUCCAUCUCCGGAUGAUCUUGCAUUUCUGGACAAGCAGCGCGAUCAAGGCCCGACUGAACCGCCGGCGUUCUCCCUAGGGUUCUCAGCGCCCUCGGCAAGUACUAUUGCAUCUUCCGAAGACGGGUAUGGCACUAGCAGUGUCUCGUAUAGCAUGUCCAACCCCUGUUUCUCUGCCGAUUCCAGUGCGUCCUCGCCGCCUGGUGAAGGGUUUCUGGGUGCAGACCGUGGUAGAAUUCCGGCAAACGUGCCUGCUCCAGACAAGACCCUCGAACCCGAUUUCAUGCGAACCGCAGACACGGUCACCAAACAUGGCAGAUCUACACAGGUUGCCACUGGCCCUGCUCUUGAAGAUUGGCAGAACAACGGCUAUGAUUAUGAUCAUCAUGAAGAGGAUGACUCCGAUGAAGAUGCAAUGAUGAUGGGCUCCUCUCGAAAGAAGUUUUGAUGCUUCACAUGAGGCCUAUGAACACGAUUGCCGCCACAGUUUGUUUCAUGACUUUUCUUCACGAGUUUCACACCACAACCUCUUUUUUUUUCAUUCGAGUUUUGCUUGGUUCAUAGAUACCCUGGUUAAAACAAAGCAACGGCGUCUGCGGCGUGCUGCAAAGGUCGGCUCGCCAUUUUCUUGCGUUAUUGGGUUGGAUGCUGUCGAGAGUCACAGGGCCAGGACGACUAAGGUGGGAAGGCAUGUUUCAGCUGCAUUAAUGCGAGGAAAGCAAAAAGAAGAUCAGGGAGGUUUUAUCGAGCAUUGAAACGCACGGUGCAUCUCUCAUCGAAAAACGGCUGUAACAUCAAAGAAGGCUUGAGGAAUGAGAACCUGCUACCUUCCUCAAUCCCGGGCGUUAUCACAGGAUGAGCUCUUAGCUGGCACUGGGAGACUGGAAUAGCCACCUCAACGCAAACUGUUUAUAGCUACAAUGUAGGUCUGUCGUUUUCCUGUUGAAGCUGGUUCCCAUUUGCUAGGAUGACGACACUCGCUCAAACGUCGAUACAGCAUAUAACAAAAUCAACAUCAUGAAUCAAAGUUAGACCUUUUCUG
Messenger RNA from Exophiala dermatitidis NIH/UT8656, 6570 nucleotides. RefSeq names its product calcium/calmodulin-dependent protein kinase kinase. The record is from RefSeq and is a predicted model, not a curated record. NCBI's taxonomy places the organism in Eukaryota, Fungi, Ascomycota, Eurotiomycetes, Chaetothyriales, Herpotrichiellaceae. Bases 2170 to 5976 code for a protein of 1268 amino acids. The transcript has a single exon. Gene Ontology annotation, molecular function: protein serine/threonine kinase activity; ATP binding. Gene Ontology annotation, cellular component: cytoplasm. Gene Ontology annotation, biological process: protein phosphorylation; intracellular signal transduction.